AUGAAGUCCAAUCCUGCCAUCCAAGCUGCCAUCGACCUCACAGCAGGGGCUGCAGGGGGCACAGCAUGUGUGCUGACCGGGCAGCCCUUCGACACAAUGAAGGUGAAGAUGCAGACGUUCCCUGACCUGUACAAGGGCCUCACUGACUGCUGCCUAAAGACCUACUCACAGGUGGGCUUCCGGGGUUUCUACAAGGGGACCAGCCCAGCGCUCAUCGCCAACAUCGCCGAGAACUCUGUCCUCUUCAUGUGCUACGGCUUCUGCCAGCAGGUGGUGCGGAAAGUGGUGGGAUUGGACAAGCAGGCAAAGCUGAGUGAUCUGCAGAAUGCAGCCGCCGGUUCCUUUGCCUCUGCGUUUGCUGCGCUGGUGCUCUGCCCCACUGAGCUCGUGAAGUGCCGGCUACAGACCAUGUACGAAAUGGAGACAUCGGGAAAGAUAGCCAAAAGCCAGAAUACAGUUUGGUCUGUAGUGAAGAGUAUCCUUAGAAAGGAUGGCCCGCUGGGCUUCUAUCAUGGACUCUCAAGCACUUUACUUCGAGAAGUACCAGGCUAUUUCUUCUUUUUCGGCGGCUAUGAACAGAGUCGAUCGUUUUUUGCUUCAGGGAGAUCAAAAGAUGAACUAGGCCCCGUCCCUUUGAUGUUAAGUGGUGGAGUUGGUGGAAUUUGCCUCUGGCUUGCUGUUUACCCAGUGGAUUGUAUCAAGUCUAGAAUUCAAGUUCUUUCCAUGUCUGGAAAACAGGCAGGAUUUGUUGGAACCUGUAUAAGUGUUGUGAAAAAUGAAGGAAUAACAGCUUUAUAUUCUGGACUGAAACCUACUAUGAUUCGAGCGUUCCCUGCCAAUGGGGCACUAUUUUUGGCCUAUGAAUACAGCAGGAAGUUCAUGAUGAGCCAGCUUGAAGCAGACUGA
Messenger RNA from Pipistrellus nathusii (Nathusius's pipistrelle), 906 nucleotides. The record is from the annotation of a GenBank genome assembly. NCBI's taxonomy places the organism in Eukaryota, Metazoa, Chordata, Mammalia, Chiroptera, Vespertilionidae.